GCAAAUCAUGGCAAAGACGGGCUCGCUCGGCCCCAAGGGCAUCUCGCGCGAGCAUGCCAAGAUCUUCUUCGACUUUGACGCCGGCCACUUCUGCAUCCACGUCCUGGGCAACAACGGCCUGCACCACGAGGGCGAGUUUUACCCAAAGGGCGAGACGGUCCCGCUCGACCAUGGCGACCACCUGCUCAUCGGCGCCGUCAACAUCCACUUCUACCUCCCCGAUGUUGCGCUUACCGAGCAGCAGCGCCAUCGCCAAGAGUCGGGCUCGCGGCCCAUGAGCUUCUCGUUUGAGAAUGGCAACGGCCAGCUGGAAAGCAACGAGCACGUCAGUUCGGAGAGCGAGGACCAGCAGAGCGUCAACCCGCGCCACGUCUACUACCACCACCCGGUGAGCGACAGCGACGACGACGAUGCAUUGGCCGACGAAGACAUGGACGACUACGAGGAGCCCGUUCCAAAGCCUCGGCAGAAGACGAGUCUGAAACUCAAGAUCAAAAACAUUCCUCCAGCGUCCACAUGCAAAGACGGCAAAAAGGCGCACAAGCGGAAACAGCAGGCCCGCGAACUCACCCCUGAAGAGCCACCACCGAAGAAGGUCAAGAUCAAGGUCAAAGAUUCGGGCAAGAGCAAAGAGCCCGCCCGUGAAUCUGCCAAAGAACCAAAAGCGCAGAAAGAGCGCAAAGAAGCAAAAGAGCAAAAAGAACAUAGAGAAAAAGAAACGGCCCCGUCCAAGGAGUCCAAGGAACCCAAGGAACCCAAGGAGCCAAAGGAACCCAAAGAAAAGGGCAAAGCGCCAGCUAAGACUCCGGCAAAGACGACCACUGUCAAGGAUGAGACGCCGGCCGAAGAGUCUGUAAAGGACAUUCCCGUGGCUGCCAAGCCGGAGCAGCCAAGCAAGCCUCCACCAAACGAUAGCCCGCCUCUGUUGCGCAAACCCCACGAAGGUGAACUCGAAGCCGGCGACAUCGAUGGACUGAUUACCGAAGAAAUGGCCAUACAGCACAAUUUGCCCCGCAAUCUCAUUGGCCACGUUGUCGAGAAGCGCAAGGGUCCUGGACGGCCGCCCAAAGAUGGUAUCAUGUCGAAACGCCAGCGAUCUCAGCUCAUCAAGCAGGCCAAGGAUAUCGAGAGGGCAAGGGCUGCUGGUAUUGAUCCGGCUGACAUCCCUAUACCGACCAUCAAGCCAAAGGCGCCGAAGCGCAAAGAAUCAAACGCAGGCGAUGGAGACGACGACGCUGUCAUGGAAUCAACCGAACAGGGCGACGGAACCCUGUCUGGCCUCCAGAAACAAGCCAAGCCCAUCAGACCACCCCGGACUCCUUCACCUGAGAUGCGUAUCGAAGACUACACCGAAGAGCAGCUGCAGCGUCCCACGGCAAACUACGUUGUCCUCAUUCAUGAGGCCAUCUCGUCUUCGCCAACUGGUCAGAUGAACCUACAGUCCAUCUAUACCUACAUUGAGCGCAAGUAUCCUUGGUACAAGUUCAAAACGACUACCAGCGGCUGGCAGUCGAGUGUGCGUCACAAUCUUGGCCAGCAUGAUGCUUUCAUGAAGGGCGACAAGGAGGGCAAGGGAUACCUUUGGCGCAUCAAUCCCGAGGUGUCAAUCGAGAAGGAACGCAGGAAGAGGCAAGCCAGCCCUCCGCUCAACCACACUCCGCGACCGCAGUAUUACCAGCCUCCGAACGGAUACCCACCCUAUCCCCAGCCUGGCUAUCCGUAUCAUCCAGGCAUGGCUCAUGCGAUGCCGCAGGCUCCUCCGAGGUUACCGCCAAGCCUUGCGCAGCCUCGUCUCCCCCCUAGUAUGGCUCGUGGCGAAGGCAAUGCUGCUGCUCCCAAUGGGCCGCAAAAUGCACCUCAUCCAACGCCUUACACGUCUCCUUGGGCCGGUGGCAACACGGGCGGCAGUCCGCAAGCCCCCAACCCUCCACGACCGUACCCGCAGCCCAAUUCGCAGGCACCACCUGCCAGCUCUACAACUGGAUCAAGCGGGCAGUAUGGUGUACUGUUUCCCACGGCUGCCCCACAGCAAUCACCAUACAGUGGACCUUCGGCACCGAGUCCUUACGGCGGACCAUAUGCUGCUGCUGCUGCCAGCCCAUAUGGGCCAGCACCGCCUCGUCCAUACCCAACAUACCCUGCAGCUGGUCAUCAAUCGAAUGCACCCCCUGCAUCACCCGCGCAGCGUAAUGCCUCACCAUAUGGCCCGCCGCCGACGCAAGCUACUGCGCACCAUGGUUCGUCAAAUGAAGGCUCUACACCACAUCCUUCCGGACGGUACCCAAUCGGCGUACACCCAGAUCUCAUUCGUCAGCUCGAGGCGUAUCGUCUCGUGUACUUGGAAAAGAGACCAGGCCCCGAUGAGCAGAAGAAGGUCGACAAUGCUAUCCGAGCCUGCGUGGACCGGACUGUGCCUGAGGCGAGCUUGACGGAACCUGAGAGGAAGUUACUGGAAUCAAUAUGCGGUGUAGAGAGCAUCAACAAGCAUGUGAAGAGAACGCCCACAGUCAAGCCGGAGAACACGCCGGUCACUGUGCCAGCCACUGCAGCGGGUACUGCCGCAGCCAUUGCCGCAGAUGCCGCGGCGAAUACCUUGGCUCAGCAACCACCGCAAACGGGCGAGCAGGGUCCAUGUGGAACUAAGACGACGUCGCCAGCACCUCGACGCGAAAACAGCGAGCCGCAGAAAUUCACACCCAACAUGACGGGCGGGCCGCCAGCAUCACCAGUUACAGCGCCGCCAUCAACGGCAGCGCAGGUACCUGCAUCUGCUGCGACCCCUUCGCAUCGCCCAAGCGUUGAGCCCAUCACUCCUGUCCCUGGAUCUCCUGCCGUCCAGAGCAGUGGCACUCCGCUGCGACGCCCACCAACCGAAUUGAACGCAGACAGUCCUUCUCACGCAGACGAGUCGGUCAAAGCCGAGCCGAGCGAAGAGGCACCCAAAACAGAGUAGAAGAAUAGACUCUUUUCGGUUACUUUUGGGAAAGGAAGCAAAGGGAAGGGGAAGGAAACGGAUUAAAAGAAAAAUGCAUCAUAUGUUAGCAGCUCUGCAUCUCUGUUACGCAUCAGCAUCUUUUUUCUUUUCUUUUUCUUGGUUUUUGAUUUGGUCUCGGUGAUUUGGAAAUCGUUUGUUUCCCCCCCCCUCCCCCCCUUUCCCUUCCCUUCCCUUUCCUCCUAGCGGUCAGGAAACACAAAAAUCAUCCCAACAAACAAAACAAAGGCCUAAAAUGAACGUGUCAUAUGAAAAAAAACUUACAUUAU
Messenger RNA from Exserohilum turcica Et28A, 3261 nucleotides. RefSeq lists its product as uncharacterized. NCBI's taxonomy places the organism in Eukaryota, Fungi, Ascomycota, Dothideomycetes, Pleosporales, Pleosporaceae. Gene Ontology annotation, molecular function: protein binding; DNA-binding transcription factor activity; sequence-specific DNA binding. The transcript has a single exon. Bases 8 to 2953 code for a protein of 981 amino acids. Gene Ontology annotation, biological process: regulation of ribosomal protein gene transcription by RNA polymerase II. The record is from RefSeq and is a predicted model, not a curated record. Gene Ontology annotation, cellular component: nucleus.